AUGAAAUCAUUAUGUAUAUUGUGUUUACUUAUUUCAUUAGUAUUCUGUAUGAAUAAUGUAAUGGAAGAUUCUACACAACAGUUACAAGUUCAAAAGUAUAAUAGAAGAGGAAGUCAACCGAACAUUUUCCAGUGCAUUACUUGUAAAAGUGGUACUGGAAAAGUUUUAGGUAUGAUUUUAAGUCCAUCAACAAACAAGUCGAUCAAUAAAAUAAUUGAAACACUUUGUACGGAAGCAGGUCCAUUUAAUACUUCCUGUAGAAUGUUUGCAAAUGAACUUUCAUCACAGGUUUUUUAUCUUUUUCGUCAUAUAGUACCACAAAAGUGGUGUGCUUUUCUCGGUUUCUGUUCUUACCCACCUAUUGUACCUGUAAUUUGUAGAUGUUGUCUCAAUACCGGACAACUGAUAAAAUCAAUGUUAUCAUCAGAGCCUUUCCUAUCAGAAUUAUACAAUAACACAUUAGCUAUGUGUGAUAAAUUACCAAAAUUAUCUAUCAUAUGCAAUGCACUUCUACAUGAUAUUUUCAUGGCUAUAACCUUAAGCUUCAAUGAACAAUUUGUAGUUUAUCGACUUUGUAAGUUAUUUACUUAA
Schistosoma mattheei is the source of this 591-nucleotide messenger RNA. Lineage: Eukaryota; Metazoa; Platyhelminthes; Trematoda; Strigeidida; Schistosomatidae. The record is from the annotation of a GenBank genome assembly.